Messenger RNA from Varanus komodoensis (Komodo dragon), 981 nucleotides. RefSeq names its product alpha-2,8-sialyltransferase 8F-like. The coding region runs from base 1 to 981 and encodes 326 amino acids. The record is from RefSeq and is a predicted model, not a curated record. Gene Ontology annotation, molecular function: alpha-N-acetylneuraminate alpha-2,8-sialyltransferase activity. Gene Ontology annotation, biological process: N-glycan processing; oligosaccharide metabolic process. Lineage: Eukaryota; Metazoa; Chordata; Lepidosauria; Squamata; Varanidae. The transcript is spliced from 6 exons.
AUGAAGACCUUCUCAGGAAGUGUCCAGCUUCACAAGACAAUCAGCAAUGAGAAACAGGAUCUUAUGGCCAAAAAGGGGAAUAUCCAAACAGAGGAUAAGAGGAUCCUGGAGCAUCUGCUACUCCUGCAGGAAUGUCCUUGGGAACCAGAUGUUACCGCAGUGGCCCAAUACAGGGCAGAACUAAGGCGAUGUUGUAAUGCUUCCUCUUCAUUAGUGUUAACUAAGGAAAAUGCACCUCUGGGAUCAAGCAUCAUCUUUGAUGGGAACAAAAACAGGAAGUUGUCCGUGGAUGCUGUUCUGUUUGACCUGCUGCCAAAGAGACUACCCUUCUCAGACACUCAUUAUGGGCAUUGUGCAGUGGUGGGCAAUGGAGGAAUCCUACGAAACAGUCACUGUGGGCAUGAGAUCGACCAAGCGGAUCUAGUAGUCAGGUUCAAUAUGGCUCCCAUGAAUUUCUCUGAAGAUGUGGGAACCAAGACAAGCCUGAUUACAAUCAACCCCAGCAUCCUUCAGUUGAGAUUCAAGAACUUGCAGGCCCGGAGGAAACCUUUUGCAGAUGCACUCCGCCCCUACAGAGAUGCCCUCUUCCUCAUUCCAGCUUUCUCUUUUGUGGGCCACAGCACUCUCAGCUACCGUGCUUUGUACACCAUGGAGGACUUUGGCUGGCCUCAGCAGAUGUUCUUCCUCAACCCACACUACCUGGCCACCCUAAGUAACCACUGGAAGGAAAAAGGCUUUCAUCCACAGCGCCUUUCCUCUGGUUUCAUGUUCGUCAAUGUCGCUUUGGAGUUCUGUGAGCGCAUCACCCUCUAUGGCUUCUGGCCUUUUGCGCAUGACCUAGAUGACCAGCCCAUUCCUCAUCAUUACUAUGAUAAUAUGUUGCCCAAGGCUGGUAUCCAUGCCAUGCCCAGUGAAUUCUCACAUUAUCUGAGCAUGUACGCCCAGGGUGUGCUUCAGUUACAACUUGGCAAGUGUCAAUAA